GAGAAGAAGGCCAGCUAGGCUGUUAGGUAGCUGCCACCAUGAGUUUAGGCAUCAUGGAAGAAGAGGACCUGGCGGAAUACUUCCGGCUGCAGUAUGGAGAGCGGCUGCUUCAAUUGCUGCAGAAGUUUCCAAAUGUUGAGGAGCAGUCGGACUCUCCAUCCAUCCGGCUCCUAGAGAAGAAGAAAGAAGCCAAGAUCAUGCACCAGGCCAUGGAACACAAGAAGCAGACAUUCCAGCGAAGAAUGGAAACGCUGAACCUACGCUGGGAGGAACUAGGCAUCAAAGAGGAGCAGUUGAAAGCCCAUAUCCAGAAGUUUGAGCAAUUCAUCCAGGAGAAUGACCAGAAACGGAUUCGAGCCCUGAAAAAAGCCAACAAAGAGCGGGAACUGAAAAGGCAGCGCCUGAGGGAGCUGGCCAAGGCCAAGCAGGAGAUGGCCGCCCUGAAGCUGGAGCACCAGAGGCUGAGUGUCAAGCUGCAGGACUACGCCAUCUUCAACAAGUACCUGGAGAAGGUGGUAGAGAACUCGGAGUUUGAAGAGAUCCACGAGGUGAUUGCCCGUUACAAGACGCUGGUGAGCAUGCAUCAUGACCUCAUGCAGUCGGCACAAGAAGGGCAGGAGAAGAUUGAACGCGCCAAGGCAAGGCUGGCCCGCUACAUGGAGGAGAAGGACGAUGAGAUCCUCCAGCACAACAAUGAGCUGGCAAGACUGCAGAUGCGCUUCGACCGGGCCCGCAGUGACGUCAUCUUCUGGGAAUCUCGCUGGGCACACAUCCAGAACACAGCGGCCAAGAAGACCCUCCUGCUUGGCACCAUUAAGAUGGCGACACUGAACCUCUUCCAGAUAGUGAGCAAGCAGUUGAAGGAGACCACGCAGGUGUCCCUGGAGGACACACAUAAACAACUGGACAUGAUCCAGCAGUUUAUACAAGACUUGUCAGACAUCUGGACAGAAGUAAAGAGGAAGGAACAGCAGCAAGUCCGGGUGUAAGGAAGCAAUGUGUUUCUAGAAUGUUCUGAGACAUCAAGAAAAAAGAGAAAGAGAAAACAUUUCUACUGAGCUUGUAGUCCAUCCCCCAUGGCCCAGCUGUUGAA
This is a messenger RNA of Alexandromys fortis (reed vole), 1093 nucleotides long. RefSeq names its product coiled-coil domain containing 42 (gene Ccdc42). Lineage: Eukaryota; Metazoa; Chordata; Mammalia; Rodentia; Cricetidae. Gene Ontology annotation, biological process: spermatid development. The record is from RefSeq and is a predicted model, not a curated record. The transcript has 7 exons. The coding region runs from base 39 to 989 and encodes 316 amino acids.